Messenger RNA from Anneissia japonica, 4743 nucleotides. Its product is annotated as sodium/myo-inositol cotransporter-like. Gene Ontology annotation, molecular function: D-glucose:sodium symporter activity. Gene Ontology annotation, cellular component: plasma membrane. NCBI's taxonomy places the organism in Eukaryota, Metazoa, Echinodermata, Crinoidea, Comatulida, Comatulidae. The transcript is spliced from 15 exons. Gene Ontology annotation, biological process: transmembrane transport. The record is from RefSeq and is a predicted model, not a curated record. The coding region runs from base 91 to 2037 and encodes 648 amino acids.
UACCCUCGAUCACCACUCGAUCCGCUCGAAUAGUUCGCUCGUAUGGAAACAACACUUUAGACAGGGCUGUACGUUUCUUAGAAUAUCAAGAUGGAAAACCGCCUUGAAAACUGGGAUUAUGUUGCAAUUGUGGUGUAUGUUAUACUUGUAUUGGCAGCUGGCUUAUAUUCAAUGUGUCGUUCAAACCGUGGUACAGUUAGCGGUUAUUUUCUGGCUGGUCGAUAUAUGUUCUGGUUACCGGUUGGAGCUUCACUUUUUGCGAGCAACAUCGGUAGUGAGCACUUCGUGGGCUUAGCUGGAUCGGGAGCUGCGGCUGGCAUUGGAGUUGCAGCAUUUGAGUUUAACGCAUGUCUGCUCCUUCAGCUUCUUGGAUGGGUGUUUUUACCAGUGUACAUUGCUAGUGGGGUGUACACAUUACCAGAGUAUAUGAAGAAGAGAUUUGGAGGGCAACGAAUUCGAGUUUAUCUGGCUUGCCUUUCAUUGGUCUUGUAUAUUUUUACAAAGAUAUCGGUGGACAUGUACUCUGGUGCCCUAUUCAUCCAAGAAGCCCUGGGCUGGAAUCUGUAUGUUUCAAUCAUUAUACUUUUGGCCCUUACUGCAAUAUGUACUGUCACAGGUGGUUUAGCUGCUGUCAUUUAUACUGAUACACUACAAUUCUUCAUUAUGAUUAUUGGGGCUGUGAUUUUGAUGGUUUUAAGUUUUGUGGAGGUUGGUGGUUACGAUCAACUAAAGCUGAAAUACAUGCAGGCCAUUCCAAAUGAGACACUGAGCAAUCCAAAUUACACGUGUGGAUACCCACGUGAGGAUUCUUUCCAGAUGUUGCGUGAUCCUGUGAACUCUGACAUGCCAUGGGCUGGAUUUCUGCUUGGCCAAACACCAGCCUCUAUUUGGUACUGGUGCGCAGACCAGAUGAUGGUGCAAAGGGCGCUUGCAGCAAAGAGUCUAUCACAUGCACAAGGUGGCUGUAUCUUUGCAGGCUACAUCAAGCUGCUUCCAAUGGUUCUUAUGGUUAUACCAGGAAUGAUAAGUCGAGUGCUGUACCCUGAUGAAGUUGGUUGUGCCUCUGCUGAAACUUGCAUGGAGGUCUGUGGUAGCAGUACAGGUUGCAGCAACAUUGCAUAUCCACGUAUUGUGCUAGGUCUCAUGCCAACAGGUUUACGUGGUGUGAUGCUUGCAGUGAUGCUUGCUGCUUUAAUGAGUGACUUAACAUCAAUAUUUAAUAGUACCAGUACACUGUUCACCAUUGAUGUCUGGAAGAUCUUCCGCAUAAAGUUCUUUAAAAGUGAGCCCUCUGUCCGGGAGCUGAUGAUCGUAGGAAGAGUUAUUGUGAUGAUAAUGGUUGGAAUUGGUAUUAUUUGGAUUCCAAUUAUCAUGGAAAUGCAGGGUGGGCAACUGUUCAUUUACAUCCAGGAGAUCGCCGCUUACCUUUCUCCUCCAAUUGCUGCUGUUUACCUUGUGGCUCUCCUGUGGCCGAGAGGAAAUGAACAGGGUGCUUUCUGGAGCUUAAUGGCAGGAUUGGUGACUGGCGGAAUUAGAAUGAUCUUGGACUUUGUUUGGCGUUCUCCACCAUGCUGGGAAGAAGAUCCCCGUCCAUCAAUUACAGCCAAAGUGCAUUACAUGUACUUUGCUUUGCUUCUAUUCUGGCAAACUGUUUUUGUCAACAUCAUUGUCAGUUUAGUGACAAGUCCUACUGAUCCAGAAAAGGUUAUUCGAACCACUUAUUGGUCUCGAUUCAGUGGGGCUAAACGACUUGAUGAUUUUGAAGAUGACAAAGCUGAAGUUGAAUUGGAUGAUUUGAAAGACACUGAUGGUGAAGUGGAAAUUGUUGAUGGGCGAGGUACUUGUAAGAAGGGCUAUGAUUGGUUCUGUGGAUACGAUGAUACAAUGAAAGGAAAACAAAAAGCACAGAAACACAGGGAACACCUCAAGGCUGUUACCUCCCUGGAACAAGACCCAAAGGCAAAAAUUUUCCUGAAUGUAAACCUUGUUGUGAUCAUAGGGGUUGCCACAUUUCUUUACAUAUUUUUUUCUGUUUAAUGCUGCAUAAUAUAUUUGUGGUUAGAAUACCAAGGCAAUCUCAAUUUUUUUUAAUGAAAUUACAAUUUUGGUGUCAUUUUAUGCAGAAUACAUUUUAACUUGUAUAUUAUUGAUUUUCAAGACUUUAUCAAUAUAAAGAUAUUAAUUCAAUGUGAUGUUGUUUACAUGAAUUGUGGUGCAAGAACAAAGAAACAUAUGCUUUGUCACCAAAAUGAAUAUAAGCAUGCACACACUUACUGUAUGUGUACACCGAUCCAAUAGGCUAUGUUCUCACACGGCUGCUAACAGUUAGCAGGAUCCGGAUCCUGCUAACCGUUAGCUACCGUGCAUCCGUAUGACAAAAUCCUGAUCAAAUAAAGUAAUACCAAAUAUGUGAUGAUCGAAUCAUUGGCCAAUAAGAAACUGGAAAUUGUAAACGCGUACGUUUGAUUGGUUGAUGAUAAAAACGCGCUUAACUUGCUAACCGAUAGCGCUUGCUAACUGUUAGCGGUGUCCGGAUACUGCUAACGGUUAGCUCCCGAUCCGGAUACUAGGGCUCUCGUGAAAACCAGGCUUAUGACUAUCGGCAGCCAAAUCCAUCUCUGCUCUGCAUGAGUACUUCACAACACAACACUGUCUUCUGGUUAUCUGUGAAAAUCUGGGCAGAUCAUCAUUAAAAAUCAUCCAUUGCACGCACCUUGUUGCAUUCUCUAUGGAAUCAUACCAGCCAAUGGCCGUCAGCACAGUGUGUUCUUUACUUUAUUCUUUUUGGUAUGAAUGAUAUUUUUGACAAUCGGUAUUUUUUUGUUUUAAUACAUUAAUUUACCGCAUCCAUUCAAAAACAUAACAUUAAAUUCAAUGUGUAUUACUGACAGCAAAAUGUUUUUACUUCUUUGAAAAAAGCAGAGGUAUGGCCUUGUUAUCCUAACAUGACAGAUUUUUGUAGUUUUAAACACGUGUUGGGUACAUCAUAUUUUUUUCACUCAUUUACUUGUUUUUAACACACCUUUCUUACUCACAUAAUUUACACACAUGCACACAUGCCUGUUUUCUAACACUCACCAGUUUUCUGUACACCUCCCUGUUGUCUAUCACCCAUGUUCUUUCAACACACCUACCUCUUUCAACUCACAUGCCUCUUUUCAACACAACUACCUGUUUCUGCACACCUACCUGUAUUCUCACCUGUUCACUAAAAACCCACCUGUUUACUGCCUACCAACACUUGCUCUGUACACAUCCACUUGUUUUGCACAGCCUCAACUGUUUACUUCCCACCCACCUUUCUACACAUGCACCUGUUUUCUGCACACCUACCUGUUUUUUACACACCCACCUGUUUUUUACACACCCACCUACUUUUAACAACCACUUAAAUUGUGCACACCCACCUGUUUCCAAACACCCACUUGUUCAGUGUCUCUACUUGGUAGCAACUCCAUCCUGUCAAAUUUUAAUUGACUACCGUAUGUAUACAAUUAUUAAAACAAUAAUACCUCCAUGUGCCCAUUGUGAACGAUUCCUGUGUAUUUUUUUUACAUAAAUAUUUAAAGGAAGAAAACAUAUAGUAUUGUCUGAAAAAUAUCAGACCUUAGAAGUAUUAGAAAUGUAGUGAAUCAUUACUUAUAGCAUUUAUUUUGUUGUACCAAUUCUUACGGUAGGAAAUACAGUAUUUUUUUUUAUGUAAUUGUAUAAUCUUAUUAGAAUCUUUUAGAAUCAUAUAGGACAACUCAGCUGACUUCAGCAUUUCCAUAUAUGAUUUACCAUGGAUGAGUUUACUGGUCUAGCAGACAAGAUUGUAGUAUAACAAGCACUGUUGUAGUGCAUGAUUAAACCAUGCAAAACUAAUUCAAAUUAAAAUAAAUUUGUUGAUUUUUUAUUAAAUUCAUGUCUGUUGGCACAUUUGCUAAACUUUUGCACAAAGAUUGUGUGCUUUUGAUUAAGAUAAGGUUCCUUGUUAUAAUGAUAGUAGAGGUGUCGGUGGCUAUACGUAGGCCAAAGUUUGUGACACACUGUAGUUCUUUGUACCAUUAAAUGAUGUCCCAUGUCAUCUUAAGUCAGUGGCGUAUCCAGGGAUUCCGAAAUAAAGUAGUUCAUAAAGUAGUUCAUUGAGAGUUUUACAGAUGCAUUUACCCAAACCAUCACAGUACCAUCAAAUGAUGAUCCAUACCAAGACGGUAGAUACCCAUCAAAUAAUGACCAAUACCAAAACAAUAGUAUUGUACCAUCAAAUGAUUAUCCAUACCAAACCUAUGCCAACACAUUAGUACUGUACCAUCAAGUGAUGAACCAUACCAACACAGUAAAUUACUGUUAAAUAUUUACAUGUGCCAACACAGUAGUACUAUCAAAUGAUGAUUCAUACCGACACAGUAGAUCAAAUAAUUACCCUUACAACAGAGAUUGCUAAAAAAACCAUUGCUAAAUUACCUCCAUUGUUAUGAAUUAAUGUUGUUAUACACCAAUAGAGUACCAAAGAGUUAAAUGACACAUAAUAUUUUAACAAUGUACAGUUAAUUGUUUUUUUUAAUAUGUACUUUGUGUCUAUAAGUUGGAAUUUUUAACAAAAAUCUUGCCAAAGCAUUCUACAAGGACAGAAGUUUCUUUUUAAUUAAUGUUAGUGAAAACUGUUAGGAUUGUUGAGAUCGCUAGAUUUAGGUGUCAUCUAGUUCUUAUUGUCUGCUAAUGAAAUAAAAGUUCAACAUGUUCAUGUUGGUGGAAAAGUGA